Molecule: messenger RNA, 885 nt
Organism: Talaromyces rugulosus
Lineage: Eukaryota; Fungi; Ascomycota; Eurotiomycetes; Eurotiales; Trichocomaceae
Exons: 5
Coding region: 1-885 (294 amino acids)
Cellular component (GO): cytoplasm
Molecular function (GO): oxidoreductase activity, acting on the CH-OH group of donors, NAD or NADP as acceptor
Source: RefSeq, a predicted model, not a curated record
AUGACAGGUAAAGUAGGUGAAUUCUCACUCACGAACAAAGUCGCUGUUGUGACUGGAGGCGGAUCGGGAAUCAAUCUUGAAUAUGCCCGACGCAUUCAUGCACAGGGCUGUCACGUCAUCAUUGGAGACGUCCGGCUUGUUGAGGAGUCGAAGUCUUGGUUACAGUCUGUAAAGGACGAACCCACGAAAGCACUGUACCAAAAGACAGAUGUCAUUAAUUGGGACGACCUGAAAGCUUUGAUAAAUCGAGCUCAUCAAGAAUUUGGAAAGAGCCCUGACCUCUAUGUCGCUGGUGCGGGAGUAUUCGAACCGAGCUUCUCCAAUUUUUGGGAGGACCCCGAAUCGGAUUUCUACCGAGAAUUAGCGAUAAAUACCGCGCAUCCGAUUAAAUUAACCCGCAUGGCAAUCCAAGAGCUUCUCCCAAACCGUAAGAAAGGCGUCGUGGUAAUCGUCGGCUCCGUUGCUGGUCAGGUUUAUGACUUGUCGGGUCCAAUAUACGUUGCCUCCAAGCACGCAGUCUCUGGGUUCACGAGGAGUUUGACUUUGUUGGAUGAGAAAUACGGCAUAAAGGUUGUUUCACUUGCUCCUGGGCCAGUGAAAUCGCGGCUUUUUACCGACAGGCCAGAAUUCAUGAAGAUGCACGGAAUCACCGAUGAGAUUUCAAUGACGCCUGGCGAGAUGGCCGACGAAAUGGUGAAUCUGACUACAUCAGCGCAGUAUGGUGGCGGCACAGUGCUAGAAGUCAUGAAAGGAAUGCCGCCACGAAACGUCCCAGGGUUCAACGCCGAUCCUCCGGCUGGAAUGCACACUGAGCAUGUUGUAACGAAUGCAGUGAAGAAGGUGUUUGAUCUACUGGACAAGGAAAGGGAUGGUGGAUCAGAAUAG